CUUAUCUAAAAAACUUCAAGCGGAACAAGGCUUUGUGUAGUAAAGCUUAAUAUUCGCUUUUUAGCGAUGGCGAUGCGGCACUUAAUUGAAUAAUAGCAAUGAAAUAUAAAUAAAGCUGUAUGCUGAAUGUAACUGUGCCUACAAUGAAUUUAAUUUAGAAGGAAAAUGAACGAUAGCGUAGCAGAAUGUACAGAAACUCUAGAUCCUCGAGUGCAGAUCGAGUUAGAACGCCUGAACACAGCAACAGAUGAGAUUAAUAGGCUUGAGGUAGAAUUAGAUGAAGCCCGCCUGGCUUUCCGCCGUCUUCUUGCCGAGGGACAUUUAAGGAUACAACAGCUUACUAAGAAGCUUGGAACUAGCGUGCACAAAGCCAGACCCUACUAUGAAGCUAGAUUCAGAGCUAAUAUUACCUCCCAGGAGUUGCAUACCGCUAACCUGGCUUAUGACAAAGCGAAUAGUGCGCAUGCUGCUGCUAGGGAAAUGGUGUAUCUGGCGGAGCAAGGUCUGGCCAGACUGGCCGAUGGCUCCGGGGGAUUCACCUUGGACCCCGCAUGGCAGGAAAUGCUUAACCACGCAACACAUAGAGUCAACCAAGCGGAAGCGGACAGGGCGUCAGCGACGGUGACGCAGCGGACUAAAGCGGGUUCACACCGGGCGGCCACGGCACUAGUGCAGCAGUUGCAGAACGGACUUAAGAGACAUAUCGCUAAGUCACGGCCCUACUUUGAGGAGAAGGCUCGUAUCAAUUCGUCGCUGGAGAGUCAGAAGGCUAGAAUACAGAGUCUAGAACAACAAGUGUGUGAAGCCAAACAGAGAUACUCAACAGCCCUAAGGAAUCUUGAGCGGAUAUCAGAUGAGAUACACAGGCAUCGGUCCAGAAGACAGUCGACCAGGAAUGACAUAGAUCGUUCAACAAUAACGGACACGAGCGAGUCCAACGCCAGCGAGGCCCUGGAGGAGAUUACCAACAACGACGAGAGUGUGAGGGAGUGGCUGAGACGAGCGGACCGCAGCGACCCCGACACCUGGACAGAGAUAGACCUGGACUAUUCCAGCCCUGAGGAGAUAAGCUUCGAGAAAUGUUCCCUUCGACCGAGAUCGACCCCCGAGAAGACUUCCCCACCCAGUCCCUUUGAGUCCAAAGUGUCGGCGGCGUCGCCCCGGCGGAUCAUACUCGGCGACAGGGGCGGGGACCGGGGCGCCGCCCUGCGAGCCGAGCUGGAACGAGGAAGGCGUCAGAGUCUAGACGACCUCAUACAUGACACCGGAGAGAAAGUCAAAGAAAUGUUCCAAGGUCUGUCCCUGUUCGGCGAGCGUCGCGGGUCAGGGUCUGCGCCCCGCACGCCCCGGCGCUCCCCGCCCCGCCCCCGCCGCUCCCCCGCACCGGACGGGACCUCGUCCGCCUCCGACGAACGCUACUCAGACACCGACAGUCUGGCGAGUGUGGAGAUGUUAACAGAUGAGCAGAUAGCGUCCUUAAUGCUGGACGCUCAGCUGGAGGCUGUAUGUGAACGGCUGGCAGGCGUGGUUCCGGACAGAUAUUGAAAAGUACACCUUAAACUAAGUGCAUAGAGCUCAUUUUACAUUGCUGUACGAAAAUAUACCUUUUGUACACUGUAUAGGGCACAUAUUAGAUUGUUCUGCUUACAACAACAGUAGGAGUAAUCGAAAAACUGAUAUAAAAUUACACUAUGUGAACAUUGAAAAUGAUCUUUAUGUCAAGGGAAUAAAGUAUAACACUGUAUGUAAUAUAUGCAUAAUCGCCUUUACGCACUCCUUCACAUAUAUAUUGUGAUUUUAGUAAAAUGCGCUUUAUGUUGAUUGCAUGUAGUUCAUAUUACAAUGCACUUAUAAUCGGGAGAUCCCGAUUAAUAAUUAUGCUAUAAUAAAGCUCAUUAUCGCUUGAUAUUUAAAAAAACAUACAUAAAAUACAAUUAUUUCUAAGCAGUGCUUAGCGAAAAUGAAUCUUAUGCUAUAUUAAAAUACGUAUGUAGUUAAUUUAGAACUAUAGUGUCUGGCGGCGGAAUUUGAUCUUUAACUUGUAUGUGAUAGAGUUCAAAUUAUAGCGAAAUACUCAACGCAAUAUCACAGUAACUAUAAGAUUAUUUGAUUUUUUUUAUUAUAUGAUUAUGAAUCUUAUUCUUGCCGGAAGAAUCUCGUAAGGCCAAAAUAAAAUUACACCCUAUAUAGUGACUAUAAAUAUGGCGGGUCGCUGAGAAAAAAAAUUCCUAUUGAGACUAUAUUUAAGGAAUUAUUUUAUUACUUCAGUCACUGUUCUGCCGAUAUGUAUUGACAGAUUAUAUUUUUUUUAUACCCGCAUAAUAAAUGUUUAAUUUUCUGAAAAUAUUCAUAAUAUAAUCUUCAUUUUGUUUAGGUCUUCCAUAAUAGAAGGAAACUAAUGUUGUUACAGAAUAAUGAAAUGUUUAUUGAAAUUAAUUAGUUUUAAGUAGUUCUGGAGACGCGCGUUCUGUGUGCGGGGAUGGAACGAGUAAGUGUCAGAAUCAUUUUAUUUAUUAGGUGACGUUUUUAAAAACAUAAUUGUAUUUAUGAAAUUAAUAGACAAUAUUUUUAUUUUUUUUUUGUAAUAUUAUUUUAUAUGUAAAAUUCGUUUUGAAAAUAAGUUGUAAAUAUAAUAGAAACGAAAUUGUUACCUAGUGCUGUAAGUUUAUUGUGUUACGCUUGUAGGUCGCACAACGUCGAGAAACGCGGGAGUUCGUCUCACGUCAGCUGGUUUUAAUGUAUUAGAUUGUACGAAAUCAGCAUUUUCCAUACAAGUAUAUGUUUAAUAAAAAUUAUAAAGACAGUAUUACAUAGUUUAGUCUUUGAUAGCUGUAUAUAUAUAUAUAUAUAUUUAAAUGAAAUUAAAUGUUGAGUAAAAUCUCAUUGGAACUAAUAAAGGUUUGAUUUUUAAAUAACAUAAAAAAAAUUGUAUUUACUUUUGGAAAAUGUUGAUAUAGAUUAUCAUGAUAAGUCAUGAUGAUCGUGAUUCAAAAAGCCAUGACCUUUAUAAUUAAUAUUGAUAGUUAAUUUUAACAUGUGGCUGUCCGUGUAUUACGUCAUGGAUGGUUGCUGAUAUCGCCCCCCUUCACAAUCAUCCUAAUGUUAUGUUCUUAUCCCCCCCCCCUCCUCCUCUCGUAAACACUGACGCCAUUACCAGUUUGACUGCGAGCGGAACUUCCCAGAUUGCACUUUUCACAAAUUAGUAGUGAACACUAGCAGUCCCAUACAGAAUACUCCUAUUGUAUUCGCAUUUAUAAUAAAAAGUAAAAUGUGCAACUGCGACUGCCUGAGACGACGGUUAGCCUCACUGUAGUGCAACAUACUAUAGUACCCUUCGGAGUAGCUACUAUCACGAGAGUGACGUCAAUUUGGAAAGCCCCCCCCCCUUUAUCCGCGCCCCACCUCCCCAACUUAGAAUGACGUGUUAUAUGAACGGCCAGUAUUGAGUACAUUAUCAGUUCAUUUUUACACACAGUGAUCUCAAUUGUAUAUAAAGUACUACAGAAAACGAUUGUAAUUGAACAUAUCUCGGAAUUUAAAAUAAUAUAUGUAUGUUUAAAAUAUUUUUUGCAGCUAAUUUUUUUUUUGUUACGUAUGUUUUUUGUUCGUACAUAUGUCUGAAUACUAGAUUUAUUUUGAAUGGCAUAGUAUAAGUGAUUUGUAUUUUAAUAUGUUUUUAAGAAUAUUAUUAUCAUCGCUUAUACUUUAUAACAUUACCUGAAAUAAAUAUGUGAAGAAUUCCUUAUAUUUUAACAUAUUUUAAAAUGAUUACAAUUUAGUUAUUUUUUUUUGAACCUCUGUUUGUAACGUAUGUAUAUUGAUAAGUCAAUUAUAAGACUAGUUUUGAGUUUAAUUCCAUGUAUUUCGUUUCUGCAUUUCACCUAACGAUAUAGAGAAUGCAAUAAUUAAACAUAAAAGUUUAGAUUUACGCGAGAAUAGCUUUAAAUAUUAUUAUUUUUGCCGUUGUGAUAUUAAACUGUACAAAAAUUAGCCGUAACACAAUAAAUAGUUUAGAUAAAGAAUAAAAACUUCAGAUGAAUAAAUAUGUAGGAUAUA
Molecule: messenger RNA, 4056 nt
Organism: Danaus plexippus (monarch butterfly)
Lineage: Eukaryota; Metazoa; Arthropoda; Insecta; Lepidoptera; Nymphalidae
Product: SH3 domain-binding protein 5-like
Exons: 9
Coding region: 166-1545 (459 amino acids)
Biological process (GO): negative regulation of protein tyrosine kinase activity; intracellular signal transduction
Cellular component (GO): cytoplasm
Molecular function (GO): protein kinase inhibitor activity
Source: RefSeq, a predicted model, not a curated record